CAAGUCAGCACCAACCCAAACAAGCAGGAAACAGGAAAUGUUCAGGUUUCAGGGAGGCUGAAGCCCAGCGCAGCCCGGCACAGCAUCAUGCCGGGGCGAGCUGACAGGAAGGCUUCCGGGGCUGCCCUCGUCUUUGCCCUGGUGAUCGCGCUCCUUCCCACCAGCCAGGCUCUGGGGUAUGUUGAGGAACCAGAACAGUCAGCAGAUAGGCCCCUGGAAGUGGAAAGCCGCGAUGGAGACUCUACCGAUGGAGCCGUGAUGGAGACGACGUUGGCUGCAGUGACCACAGCAACAUUAAUAACAAAUACAAAUUUUACCUACUUUGAGGAGGAUGCAGAUCAGCACGAAUUUAUAUUAAUGGUGUUGAUCCCGCUGAUUUUAUUGGCCCUCCUAUUUGUAAUACUGGUAAUCCUUGUAACACGCUAUAAAAGGAAAAGAACUAAACAAGAGCCUUCUAGCCAAGGAUCUCAGAAUGCCUUACAGACAUAUGAACUGGGAAGUGAGAACAUCAAAGUCCCCAUUUUUGAGGAAGACACACCCUCUGUUAUGGAAAUUGAAAUGGAAGAGCUUGACAAGUGGAUGAACAACAUGAAUAGAAAUGCUGAUUGUGAAUGUUUACCUACUUUAAAGGAAGAAAAGGAAUCAAACCACAACUCAAGUGACAGUGAAUCCUGAAACUGAAUGGUGCUAAUGUUUUCCAAGGAGCAGCCCUGGAGGGAGCCUGCCGAGCCUGCCAAUGGAGGAUGAAGAGGAUGCAAAUUUAAUUAAUUUCAAAUCAACACAGACACAAGAACCUUUUGCUGUGCCUCCCAACGCCCACUCUCCCUAACGAUGGCAUCACCUGUACUUGGAAGAAUGCACGAUUGAGAAGCGCCGGGCAGAGGCUUGGCUGCCAUCCACCGUGGCUUCUGAGGGUGGAGUAGCCACGGGACGCGUUCACCUCUCCUCAGCGCCUGUUCCCUCCUCUCCACCAACCUCUAGCUGCCUGUACUCACUGCGGCCACACUCUCCAGGUCCUUGUUCCCUUUCUGCUUCAUUCCUUGGAGUUUAAAUCAGGAAGCUGUUUUACAUACGGCCUCCUUCUGGGUCACCUUGUUACCUAAUUAGCUUUGGAUAAUUUCCUCUGAUUAGUCAAGUCCUCUGAUAGGUCCUCUGCCUUCAGCAGGAACUUUCCUCAAGGCCAGUUACGUCAUGGAAAAGACAGCGAACAAAGCGCGUGCUUCACUCUAUACAUCAUCCCCAGGGGUUGGGAAGCGCGUCUACCUGCCAAGAAGACAGAGUGAGAGUCCACCAUCCUGAGGAGAUGUUGUCUGGUGACCUGCGGACUCUGAGUUGGCCAGACAGGCCCCUUGGGCACUUCUCGGAGGAACAGGAAUCUGCAGUGAAGGAGCGAGAUGAUCUCCCUCUCGGCUAAGAUCACCAGCGCGGUCACAUUACUCCAAAGCUCAUUCUUGCUCUCACCACACCUCUUUGCCUUUGUGUGAAGAGAACAUGGGCACAGGGGGUCAUCUGCCAACGCUUUACAUUUUUGAGAUCUUUAAGGUCGUUUGCAACAAACAGAACAGGAACAGGCAGAUACCUGUGCCCGUGGCAGGCAUCACCCACUGUACCUUCCUGUCAGGCUGGCACAAGCCUCGUGUCUCCCUGGACACAGCUUUCCAGGAGGCUGCUAUCAGUCCAGCAGAGGUGACAUUCUACACGGGGUUUGUUGACAUUCUUGUACAAGAAGCAACGGUGCCAGAUGCAGAAGGGCCUGCUUAUCAUUCCCAUUCACGGAAAAUCAAUCCUCACUGAAUCCUUGAUUGUCCAAUUCUGACCUUUAAAGCAAUCUGGCAAACUGGGAGUCCUCGGGUCUUCCGCAAUACCUGAUAUUGUAUUCCAGGAAAGAAAUAAAGAGUGAACACUUUAUUUAUUUUACUUUCCACAUGUAAACUGAGGGGAGAUGAGGGUCACCACACAUUUGCUGCUGAAUUUGGGGUCUUGGGUUCGAAAGGCUGCCUUAAUACAUAACAAAACUACCCCUCUCCCCCUUCUCGGAAUCCCUUUGACUGGUACUCACCUUCUGAACUAUGCCCAUCAUUUUAAAGGCAGAGCUCCAAGCCAGGGAAAUCUUUCCGUACAAUGAAAGAGAACUAUCUGGUUGUGUUUAACCACUGCUAUUGUGUUAUCCUGGGACUUCAUGGAACUGUGGCAAAAGACAGUCUUUGUGGUAUAUAAUGUCAGCAGAUUCAUCUGUCAUAUCCUCGUUAGCACAUCCUAAUAAGGCAUUUUUGUUUUCACGUCUGUUUUGCAUAUUCAUAUUCAAUUUGUGGUCGACAGUGACUCUCGGAUAUUUAUGCCAAAAUUGCCAUUUUCUGAAUUAUUAUUUCUGCCUGUUUUGUUACUUUGUUUCUUCUCCACGUUUUGACUCUUUGAAGAGUCUUAGAUUGCUUCCUUCUCUCUCUAGGUAUCUAAGAAUUUGCUGAAUACUUACGCCUAUAAACUUUAUCCAAGUCUCUCAACCAAUGCACCUAAAAGUUCAGAGAAUGAUAAGGGGUCUUGAAAUCUCAUUUUGAUUAAGCAAUACUUUAUGAACAUUUUAAUACAGUUAAAAUAUUCUCAUUCAGUAUUUAAAAUAACUUUAAAUUUCAGAAGAAGCAAGCUUCAGUAACAUGUCAUUGAAUUUAUGUCUGCAAAAUGUCCUAACCUCUAUAAUUGCACAGUCUACAAGGAAUUUUUUUUAGAAGGUAGUUUAUUCUAGCAAGGUCUAUGAACCAAAGCAGUGAAGGGUCAAUCCUAGCAUCCUGUAUCUUUUUAUUACUGUUCAAUCAAUAGAUAUCAUAUAUUUAUGAUAAUUUCAAUAACUGCUUUUAAACCCAAACUUAAUUUUUAUGUUUCAGACUAUUGUUGGUAAAAAUCACAUUAAUUUGCCCUAAUUGGGUAGCCAAUCAGAACAAAAUCUGACUUUAGAAUAUUUUAAAGAUAUAUAACUUUCACUGCAUAUUUUUGUACACUUUAAGCAAACUAGGUUAACAAUAUUGCCUAGUUAAACUCCUCAGGGAACUUGUUUUAAUAAACAUACAAGAUUAUCGAUGUGUUACUCUUCUUUUUUAAGCUUAUUUAUUUAUUUUGAGAGAGAGAGAAAGAGAGAGAGCGUGUGCAUGCGAAUGGGGGAGGAGCAGAGAGACGGAGAGAGAGGAUCCCCAGGCCGAUUCUGGGUGGGAAACCUGAUGCGGGGUUCCAUCUCAGGAACCAUGAGAUCAUGACCUAAGCUGAGAUCAAGAGUCAGGCACUUAAUAGACACUUAACUGACUGAGCCACUCAGGUGCCUCUAUCAAUCUGUUACACUCUCUCUCUCUUUUUUUUUUUUAAAGUUUAUUUUAUUUUGAGAGAGAAAGAGACAGUGUGAGUGAGUGAAUGGUAGAGAGAAGAGAGAGACAAUCUCAAGCAGGCUCCGCACAGUCAGCACAGAGCCCGAUGCAGGGCUCGAACCCACAAACCCGUGAGAUCAUGACUUGAGCCGAAGAGUCGGACACUCAACCAACUGAGCCACCCAGGCGCCCCUCAGUCUGUUACUCUUAAUUCAGUGAUAUGACUCCUCUUUCUGGGAAGCUCACUGUUAUCUAAAAACAGGCAUACAGCAUGGAUCAAAAGUCAUAUCCAGGGAGUGACAAAUGCCUCUAGCAAUGUAAAAUGUUUUAAAAAAUGCUUUUGUCUAUUUUUAAAUUUCGACUGUUUAAACUAUCAAUUUGCACCAUCUCUGGAAGAAGGCCCCUAUGAUAAGUAAACAUAAAAUAUAGGCUUUAGUUUCAGUUUCUGUCAGAAUUAAUACAAAUUCUGAAGGUAGUAGAGUGCCAAGACACAGUUUCAUACUGGGAAGACACUGCUGAAAUUCUCAUUGUGGGGAAAACAUUGAGUUUUAUGCUGGAUUAAAUUUACACAUGCUACUUUUUCACCGUCAGAAGAUACUCAGGAUGAAUCCUGGGGUUCCACUCAGUAUACACAGCAGGCAGGCCAGAGUAGCUCUACCCAUAGGUUACAUUUCUUCAGUCUUAAAAUAAUAAGAAAAGUCACUGUAUAAUAGUGUGGAAUGGAAUUAGUCAAAUUUUUUAUUAAUAAUUGCAUAAUCCAAACAAUGAAUUGCCUAAAUUACUUUGCUCGUUUGAGCAGCUCUUUGACAUUGCCUUGGUAUUGUCCUGUCUGGCACCAAACUUUUAUUUUCCUCUUCGUCCUUUUGGGAGUAGCUAUUUGUAGAUACUCGGUGGGGUUUCUUGGUUUGUUUCGUUUUUUUGUCCCAUUACCUCUUCUAAAUAGCAUGUCAUAUUCGUGAGAUAGCAAUCCAUACAAUUAUAUAAAAUAAAACCUUUAAAAAUCAAUUCAGUAGAUGCUCUAUGCUCUUUUUGAAAUAUCUUAAGAAGUUAAAUUUCUAAGCCAAAGUACAUCCAAUAACAUUGAGACUUUCAUUUCAGUGCCGUACAAGUUUAGAAAUACAACACUGAACCAUUGAAAACAACCAAAGGUGAAUGGAUGUUUUCCAGUUGGACUUCAGGUGCAGAGGGCUCGGGCAGUCAUAUUCCUCACAUCCCAUCACAUUAUCAUCACUGGCUUUUGGUACUUUAUACAUAAGUAAUUGGGCCUUUUACAUGAAAGAUAUUCUUCACAUUUUCACUUCUUUGGGCUGCAUGGAAAGAACAAAAUGAAUGAUACAUAGAAACGACAAAUUGUAAGCAACACUUUCUCCGGUAUAAAGAUCAGUGGAGAGUAAUCACUAUAUUACUCUGACUUUGGUGAAACCCUGACAUUAUAAUUAACAUCAAGAACAUGGGAAAACUCUGCAUGUUUAAUAAAUGCUAGCCUUCAGAAAGAGCAGAGGUUAUAGUUUUCCAAUGAGUGAAAAAAUAAUCUGGUAGAUCAUUAAUAAUUUCACUUGUAUGCAUCUUGUUUUUAAAGUUAAGUGAAAAUAAUGUAAAAAAUGCUGUAUUAGACUCUCAUUUUUCAAGUAAUAUAAAGUCUUUCCUCAGAAGGUCAGUAAGAUCAUCAGAUGUUUAUUUAUCACUUGGCUUCAAUGUAUAAUUUCUAUCUUAUAAGUCUCAUGUAAGAAAUGGUCCCAUCACUAUUGAUUAGAACUGAUUUGCAAAACUACUAAAGUUUUAAGACUGAUUACAGGUUUUAGGUUCUUUUCUCCUGCCUUGUAUGCUGAGAAUAAUAUAUGUAAUGAUAUUUUUCCUUUAUAGCUUAUGGCUUUAGAAAUGUCAGAUAUCCAUUACAUAUGUAUAAAUUAUG
This is a messenger RNA of Panthera uncia (snow leopard), 5262 nucleotides long. RefSeq names its product transmembrane protein 154 (gene TMEM154). The record is from RefSeq and is a predicted model, not a curated record. The transcript has 7 exons. Lineage: Eukaryota; Metazoa; Chordata; Mammalia; Carnivora; Felidae. The coding region runs from base 88 to 675 and encodes 195 amino acids.